AUUUCUCAGCCAGUCAUAGCGCAUGUUAUAGUCAAACCUCCACCUUCCCCAGAAUCUCUUAUCAACGUCUACCAUGUUGCGGUCGGCCUUCCGUGUCACACGUGUCUCUUCGAGACUACCCAUCUUCAGUUCACCGACACUUUCACUCGCACGGAGGUAUCUCUCACAGGAGACCAGGUCGAAGAUCCAGGAUGCUGUCUCUGCAACUCCCGUGGUACUCUUUAUGAAGGGUACUCCGGAUUUCCCGCAAUGUGGUUUCUCACGUGCCGCCAUACAAGUGCUUGAUUUGCACGGUGUACCACCGGAAAAGAUGAAGACAUUCAAUGUCUUGGAGGAUAGCGAGCUGAGACAGGCAAUCAAGGAGUUUUCGGAAUGGCCCACAAUACCCCAACUGUAUGUGAAUGGAGAGUUCGUUGGCGGCUGCGAUAUUCUCUUGAGUAUGCACCAGUCUGGCGAGCUCGAGGAUCUACUUGAGAAGAAAGGCGUCAUUCCCCCAGUCGCUGAAGAAUCUCAGGCGCCAGGAUCCCCAAAUACGGGCACUUCCUCGGCAUGAUUCAUUCGCUUCCCAUGUUGACAGUCGCUUUCAUCCAUCCAUGCAUUAUAUUAUUCAAAAUGUAUUGUCUACGGCAUCAUCACCUCUCAGACCCUCUGCCCACCCUAAUCAUACACACGACAGCUUUACCCUACACCGGGGUCCUGGGAAGCAAAGCUAUUCUGGUGAAUACUCAAUGACACCUGACCCAUCUACUCGUCCGCGUUUGACUUUCUCGCCUUUCGCUUGGACAAGGUCCUCUACUGUCUUCAACCUGCCAUCCUGCGUGCUCUCUUUGAACCAUCCUAUAUGAUCGGCAAUUAAGUGUCUAAGGUGAUAUAACGAACAUCAACACACGUGUAAUGACGCAAGACAUUGUAAAUCGUCGCGUACCGAUUCUUACAGCCGGGGCAUUCGACAAUGACAAUGCCACUUGUAUAACUCCGCUUCGUGAACUCAUGGGUAGACCGUGUGUCACAAUCCUUAACGGUGCAUGUGAAGGAAAUUUGAAGUCGUGGCUCGGCUUGGAAGGAGAGUUUUGUCUUCGGUUUCGGUUCAUUCGAAGCAAGCGGAGAAUUGGAGGAAUUGGAUCUUGGUGUAGUCCAUGAUAUUAGUCUCUUCUGUGCAAGCCGUGAGUUGCGCCAUAAUAGAGGAUGUGUAGACGAGAGCCUGAAAGUCGAUGUUUGGCGUGCCAUGAUAUGUGGUUUGGUCGAUAGCGAGAGAGCUUGUCUAAAUGUGCUAAGGCCAGCCAUUCUUGAAAAUGUGGGCGAAGGUGUGAUUAAACGUAUGAAACGUCA
Molecule: messenger RNA, 1329 nt
Organism: Somion occarium
Lineage: Eukaryota; Fungi; Basidiomycota; Agaricomycetes; Polyporales; Cerrenaceae
Source: the annotation of a GenBank genome assembly